AUGUCGUCUUCAAGCAUGAUGCGAUAUGAUACAAACUACCCACUGUAUGGAAUGGCCUUCUCCAAUUCAUCUUCACAUCCAUUUCGAAUAGCUUUGAGCACUUUAUCACCUUCAUCAUCCAACAAGAUCAUUGUAGUGGAUCAAAACAAAGAUCAACAUCAACAUCAACAUCAACACCAUCAUCAUCAUCAUCAUCACUAUCAUCAUCAAUCGAAUUCCUAUUCUUCUUCCUCGGGAUCCGGAUCUGGAACAAGUGGAAGUUCUGACUUUGAGUCAUUAGCUUCGACAUCAUUAGGCUUCCCCGCCACAAAGAUAGGAUGGGAACCUAAAGAAUCAUUGUCGGGUGUGGGAUAUGAAGAUAAUGGAGGUAGAGGAGAAUUAAUAGCUACUUCAGGAGACGCAUUGAGGAUAUUCGAUAUCACAAAAGAUUGGAAUAACGAUAUAGGAGGAACAACAGGAACAGGAGGUGGAUAUGUAGGGAAAAAUGGUUGGAAUAACGAUAAUGAAGCUAACUGGAGUAUCAAAAGUAGAAGUAUGUUAUCGAAUAGCAAAACAACUCACGCGUCUUUACCGCCUGUAACGUCUUUCAGUUGGAAUCCAAUACAAACAAAUUCAAUCGUAACUUGCUCAAUAGAUACGACGGCCACUUUAUGGGAUAUAAAUACCUCUCAAGCACUGACGCAGCUUAUUGCUCAUGAUAGAGCGGUGUAUGAUCUAUCGUGGCUACCUGAUUCUUCAGAUAUAUUCGUCUCAGUGGGCGCGGAUGGAUCUCUACGGGCUUUUGAUUUGAGACAACUGGAACAUUCAACUAUUCUUUAUGAAUCAAGUAAAGAUACACCUUUGGCAAGAAUAGCGUUCAGCAAGAAACAACAACAUAUGAUGGCAUGUUUCGGUUUGGAUGACUCCAAGAUCAUGGUACUAGAUAUGAGAAGUCCAGGACAACCAGUCGCUGAGUUAUUAGGACACCAAGCUCCUUUAGGAGCAAUAGCUUGGGGAGCACCUGGAAGAGGUGAAUCGACUGGAGGAGGAUGGUUAGCAAGCUGUGGAGACGAUUCUCAAUUGUUGUUAUACGAUUUGACUUCACCUUUACCUGAAUCAAGACCGACAUCCACAAAACCAGUUUCUAGAUCAAAUUCAUCGAACCCAUACGCUCUAUCACCGCCCAUAACGCCUAAUUCACAAGGCAGAUCAUCAUCAUCACAAGGCGAUCCAUUAGAGAUUUUACCUGUCAGAGGUUGGACUUCAGAUUCAGAAGUUAACAACCUCGCUUUCUCAGAGAAGGGUGAUUAUGUAGGAUGCGUAAGUGGAGGAAGAUUGAAUGUUCUAAGUAUGUAA
Molecule: messenger RNA, 1335 nt
Organism: Kwoniella shivajii
Lineage: Eukaryota; Fungi; Basidiomycota; Tremellomycetes; Tremellales; Cryptococcaceae
Exons: 6
Coding region: 1-1335 (444 amino acids)
Cellular component (GO): nucleus
Molecular function (GO): protein binding
Source: RefSeq, a predicted model, not a curated record